AUGACUAGCAGAGCAAAUGUGAAUGGAGUGGCACGGCUUCAGGAGCAGAUCAAAGCAAUCCAGCAAAGAGAAGCAAUAGUGGAUCAAAAGUUGCUGGAAACGAGCAGGUUGAUUGAUCAGCAAUCAAUGGCUGCAGUAGAGGAGUUUCCUCUUGAUCCCAAUGGUGUGAUCACAAGUGAGGAACCAGAGCAAGUGCAAGAGUGGACAGAACAACUGAAGGAUUUCUUCAGUGUUGAUGACCGUUGUGGAGGUAGGUGUCAACAAACGUGGCCACGCUACAUUGAGAAGGCCUAUCCAUGGAUGCUGGGGUGGUCGCUGGAGGCAAUGCUUGUUGCGCUUCUCAUCAGGACCCACCAUCACAGAAGAAAUGGACGGUGCUGGUUACAAUACUUGGAAGUAUUUGCAGGAAAGGGUAACCUUUCAAGGGCUGCCAUAGAAGCAGGUCUGCAGGGGGCAUCGUUGGACAUAGAGAUGAACCAGGACCACGACAUUCUACAGGCGUAUGGACUCAAGCUGCUUUUGUCUUGUCUGACAGCCACUGUGGCGGGGGCAUUGUUGUGGGUGGCUACACCAUGCUCUACCUUUGUCAUCCUUUCAUCAUCGGUCUGCAAGCGGACUUUUGAAAACCAAUAUCUUGGUGACAUCCAGCGGUAUUGUGUGCAGGAAGGCAACGUUUUAGCUGACUUGAGUGGUCUUGUACUCCUCCUGGGCUUUUUGCUAUCUCUGAAGGACGGCAUGGAACAGCCAUCGAGUAGCGUGAUGCCCUGCACGCCUGCAAUCCGUGCAGUGUUGGAGUACAUUGGGGGAAGGAAAACGGAAACCUUUCACUUCAACUUCGGAGCUCCAACAUUAAAGCCAUUACAACUAUGGAGCAGCUGCCCAUACAUGACAAGAAUGAAAAGGGAUCGACCAUCAGUGGCAUGUAUAGAAGCAUCAGCGCUUGCUGAAAAAGAUCAGACUUCAGGUGGUUUCACUGGACGGAAGGAGCUACUGAAGGAGUCACAGGAAUACACCUUGGAGUUUGGCCGCAGUGUGAUUUCUGCUCUGCUGGAGGCACGGAGGCCCUGA
Messenger RNA from Durusdinium trenchii, 1068 nucleotides. Lineage: Eukaryota; Dinophyceae; Suessiales; Symbiodiniaceae. The record is from the annotation of a GenBank genome assembly.